AUAGCAGAUGACACAUAAAGUUUACAGAAGCCACCUAUGUUCUGUUGAGGCCCCCAAAGUAAGGUCGGGAACAGGAAAAUGCUCGAUUUUAACCAAGGAGAUCUUACAAAAUACAAGCAGGGACUCAACUUUUGAGAAGUUACCGGUCGGUUCAAAGAUAAUGAUGCCAAUGCAAUCAUGAUGGAAAGACUGGUUCAUCACAUAGCAUCACACGAAGGUAUGGACAGGUUUAGUUAGGAUGAGUGAGGAAGAGGAAGGAGCGCUGGCACAGGCACCUAGAACUCAGCCAGAUUGCUACUGCUCUGACGAAGAGGAUGACAAUCAUAUCUGCUGUAAGGGACACGUCAAGCAGUACCAUGAGGACCCAGAAGAAGGGUAUGAGCCGGAUAUAUCCAGCGGUGAUGACAUAGAUGAAUCAGAUGAGCAGGAAAGGGGACAGGCUGCGGGCUUUUCCACCCAGUUGGAAAAGCUUCCGAGUUCCGUCUCGGAAAACAAGUGGAAGAGCGUUUGGGCCUCGUCCAGCAGUGAGGAGUCCGAUGACAGUAUGGGCGGGGAUGUGGGAGACUUGGAACACCUACGCAGGAAGGUGAUUCGUCAAUCAGAGGCCAGGAACUAUGAUGCUGUAGGGGAUUUGCUGGACUCUGAACCGAAGUUGUUGACGGCAGCGGACAGUGAUGGGUAUACACUGCUCCACAAGGCAGCAUACAUGGGUGACAUGGCUCUCCUGAAGGAGCUCUUGGAGAGGGGGGCAGAUAUCAAUGCUAAGACUCACGAUGGUUGGCAGGCCCUGCAUUCAGCAUGCCGCUGGAAUCACGUGGACGUGGCAUCACUGCUUCUUCAGGCGGGGGCGGACAUCAAUGCCACAAGUAGUGGUGGGAACACACCCCUACAUGUGGCAGCCAGUAAUGCAAAUGCCAAGCAGGCCCUUGUCCUACUGCUCAGUAACAGGUACAUCGAUCCAAGCAUUCUCAAUGACUCGUUGGAGAGCGCGUUUGAUCUGUCCCGGCGGUCCGGGCCGCAUUACCACUUGUUUGAAAUGGCGGAGGACUGUCUGGACGUUGCUGGACGGGGGAUGAGUUUCACACACUUUACUGAAGCAAUGGGGAUUGAGACUGUAGGGGAAAAUGACCAAAAACUGGCAGGCAGGAAUGGCGUAACAUCUAACAAAGGUGCAUCCAUGUAAGGAGGGAUUUAUACAGAAAUAGUAGGGUAAUCUUGGAAUCGUUGCACACCAGCUCACCUAGUUUUCUGUGCUGUGCAACUGUAGUAGCAGUAGUAGCACCUCUUACAUUCAGGAAUCAAUACCAAGUCUGUCAAUUGCCAUUGUAUGCUAUUGUGUGCUACAGAAAUGUUAUCAUCAUCAUCGGUCGACGUGAUCGCACAUGUUCCAAAUGUUCUAUCAUUUUACAAAUUUGCACCUCUUUACUGGGUCUAUUAUUUUAUAUGGACAGUCCAUUCAUAAUUCAAUCUUUACCAACAUUAUAACAAAAUUGUUACAGUCUGAAGUAAAGUGCAAAUAGCGGUUACUUAAGCAACUGGAUGAGAUUUUGGAAAAUCCUUCAUAACAUGCAACAUCAUGGUUUUAUAGCAAGCUAAUUUUUUUCAUUGAAUGAGUUGGAAUUUGUCAGACAGGUUAAGUAAUAUAAUUAUGUUCUAGGGACUGAAAUAUCUCAAUUUGUUGUUCCAAUUCUUAAUUGAGACUGACUUGAUUUCAAGCCGACUUCACCCCUUGAAGUCUGUUAGAAGAUCAGUUCCACUGGAUCUACGAGUUUAUUUAGACAGAAAACUGAAAUCACACCUGAAUAAACUCUCUCUAUUAGUAUUAGUCUACUGUAUAGGGAACAUAUGCUUAUUUUGAUCCCUGGACUCUUCAGUGAUUCACUCAUCUGCAGCUUCUAGGAUGAAGUGAGGUGUUUUGUUUGUGGUAGUUUGAUUCAUAGACAUCACAUAUUUCACUCCACGCCAAAAAAAAAGAAGAAACUGGCUGGAUUUCAAAAGCAAUACAUAUGGAGUUAAAGUCUUCUACAAUAGCCAAAAGUUGAUCUGGAAGUGUUUUGAAAGCACUGCUCUGCGCUUCCGACAGACUUCCAAGGGUGUGGUUCAUUCUAGAUACCCAAUAUGUAACGUUACACCAGUGCAAGUUGACCAAAAAGUGUAUUUCGAGCCCUGAGGUUAGAUUGAGCAAGUCUUGACCUUAUUUAACUUGAUCUCUCUCAUUUUGGUAUAAAUCUUAUUAAAAAAAGGUGCAUUUUCAAAGUGCCACAGCAUAACCAAUUAUAUAAUAUAUGCUUGAUUUUCUGGCAUUGAAUUGGUAAUACAUGUAGCUUUAUGUUUUUAUUUUAUCCACAGACAUAAAAUUGGGAUUGUUUGUAUUUGUAUAAUUUGUUUGAUGGAUAUCAAAGGAACGUGACAGAUACAACAAAAGAAUGUUGUGCCAAUGUAGCACUUGGUAUAGCUGAUUGGAUUUGAGCUUGAGUAAA
This is a messenger RNA of Branchiostoma floridae (Florida lancelet), 2480 nucleotides long. RefSeq names its product ankyrin repeat domain-containing protein 49-like. Gene Ontology annotation, molecular function: protein binding. The coding region runs from base 239 to 1183 and encodes 314 amino acids. The record is from RefSeq and is a predicted model, not a curated record. Lineage: Eukaryota; Metazoa; Chordata; Leptocardii; Amphioxiformes; Branchiostomatidae. The transcript has 2 exons.